Molecule: messenger RNA, 1575 nt
Organism: Stylonychia lemnae
Lineage: Eukaryota; Ciliophora; Spirotrichea; Sporadotrichida; Oxytrichidae
Source: the annotation of a GenBank genome assembly
AUGAAGGAUCAAUUAUCUCACUUAAAGGAGCCACCGACCUUCGAAGACUAAGUUACUCCUCGAAGCAGACUUAUAUUUAAAAGAAAUAUAGAAUAAAUCUAGUAAAAUCAGGGAAAUCAGCAGUAGUACAGCACUAGAAACAAUGAUCUUUCUAAGUUGAGUGAACAGACAAUGAAUUAGCUUAGAAAUGCUAAUAAAAGAUUAACCUACAAUAUAUCGUAUGAUGACCCAUUAACAAAUCUAAAUGAUGCAGUUAAUAUCCUAAAAAUGAAUAGAAAUCAGUCCCUCAUUACAAGUGGAAUUAAAAUAGCAAGGCCAAAUCUGAGAUUGGGAAAUAAACUAAAAUCAUAGAUGGUCCCAGAGUUACCUAAAAUUUCUGAUAGAUCAAAUUCAUCUCCUAGAAAAAAACUACUUGGAAUCCUGAAAAUUAAUGAUAAUAUCUAUUCGCCAAAGGCAUCCGAGAUACAAUUGAAUCAUGGUUUAAGCGAUAUGAAGAAGCCUUAUGUGCCAGACUUUGGCUACACUAAUUACAUGUCCUUUGAUGAAGGUAAAAAAGUUACUUGGCAAAACUUAGCGAAUCAAAUAUUGAGGUAUCCAUAAUAUGAAAAAAUGCAUAGAGUCUUGGAAGAGAGGAAUGAAAAGUAUAAGAAGUAAGUAACCAUUAAAGUUUAGACAGGUUAGUCAAUCUAUUUAAUUUUUAGAAUGAUGUAAGGAGACUUGGAGAAACUUAAAGAUCUCUCAGGGAUGGAUAGAAUAAGACUAUCUUUGAGGAAAUGGAUAUUUUAGAAACAAACAAAUUAGAGUGUUGCCGAUUUGGAUAAGUUUCAUAAGAAGCUAAUGGAAUUCGACAAAAAGUACUCUGGGAUGAAGCGCGACAUUAGUUAGAUUUCUAGUGAAACUGAAACAUUCAAAUCAUACAUCCAGAAGAUUAAAGCGACCAAAAUAUCAAGAAUAUAGCUCAGCUCUCGAAACAGACAGCCGGAUUUUUAGGAUAGAACUAAUGAUAACUCAAUUCUAUUCUAAGGUGAUAGAAGCUCUUUAUCUAAAUCACUGGAGGUGAUAGACAGGACUGACAUUGAAAAUACUAAAAAAUCUCGAAAUCCUGCUAUUAAUUCUGGUCAAGGAUUAUUAAGCUAAGGAGGCAGUAUGGCAAGUUAUAACAAUUACAGCUAGAAAAAAAUCAUGAGUUCUCAUACUGAAACUUAGAAGUCUCCAGUUGUACAAAGUUACUUUAGUGUUUAAAAAGAUUUAGUCAAUAGAAGAUUGCAGAGACUGAGUUUGUAGUAAGAAUAGAUAGAUAGUAGAGUAAAGACUGAUGAUAAAAAGUUUGAAAAGCUUAGAAAACAAUUUAACGAUUGGCUCAGAUAUUAGCAAUAGUCAUAGCAGAAAGAGGGAAAAUCUCAUGGAGUAGAUUAUUUAGAUUUUAUAAGAGAAAGGCAAAAUUCUCAAGAACUCGGAACAAGCAGUACUAAGAAUGUAAAAGUAAAAGCUAUACUAGAGAGAUACUCGGCUUAUAAUAGAACAGCCACGAAUAAAAGUAUUCCGAAAGUAUUAACUAGGGAAUUAAGAGAUUGA